This is a messenger RNA of Cannabis sativa, 1371 nucleotides long. RefSeq lists its product as uncharacterized. Lineage: Eukaryota; Viridiplantae; Streptophyta; Magnoliopsida; Rosales; Cannabaceae. The coding region runs from base 1 to 1371 and encodes 456 amino acids. Gene Ontology annotation, molecular function: nucleic acid binding; zinc ion binding. The transcript has a single exon. The record is from RefSeq and is a predicted model, not a curated record.
AUGGCGAGGAAGAAGAAGCCUGGUCGUCGGUCGGGAUUGAAGGUGGUGAGUGAUGCCAUUUCGCCGGAGCUUCGUCGGGAACAGGAGGAGAGUGUAGCUGGUUCUCUCGAUAGCCAGGAGCUUCAAGAUUUGCAGCUAGAACAGAUCUCAGUUCGGGAAGAAGAGGAAUCCCUGCAAUCAGCUAGGAAAAGCUGGGCUGAUGAGGUUGAUCACUUCCAAUCAGCUUCACAGAGCCAUUGGCAACAAUUUUCAGGAGGUAAAGUUCUAAACUCAGAUGCUAAAUUGUCUUUUACUGAGCCAUUGAUUAAGGAGGGUAGGAAAAUAGCUCACAUAGACUUAGAAGAGUUGAAAUUAGAAGAGGAAAGUUGGAAAUCAGCAGUAAUUUGUAUGGUUUUAGGAGCUAAUAUCCCGGCUGUGGUCUUUGAAGGCUUUGUGCGUAGAAUUUGGGGGCACUUAGGCAUUGUUCAAGUUGCUAGAAUGACUAAGGGGCUCACUAUGGUUAAGUUCAAUGAUGAAGCAACAAGAGAUGAGGUUCUUGAGAAUGGAAUGAUUCAAUUUGAUAAGAAACCUGUUAUUAUUCGACCUUGGUCCGCGAAUUUGAAUUUGAUUAGGUUGGUGAAAUCGGUUCCGCUUUGGAUUAGGUUGCCUAACCUUGGUCUCCAAUAUUGGGGGAAAAAAUCUUUGAGUGCUAUUGUUAGUACUUUGGGGAAGCCGAUAAUGGUGGACAAACAUACCAAGGAUCGAACACAAGUCCAAUUUGCUCGCGUUCUUGUUGAAAUAGACAUAUCCGAUAACCCGGACCGUAUUUGCUGGUUUGUUAAUGAAUAUGGGCAGUUAGUUGAGCAAGAAAUUGAAUAUGAAUGGUUGUCGGUUAAGUGUAAUCAUUGCAAGGGGUAUGGUCAUUUAAUAACUGAUUGCAGGAAAAAAGAUAAGCCAUUGGAUAAGGAAACAGGACAGAAGGCUGCAGUUAUAACAACUGGGAAUAAAAAGACUGAGGGCCAGGAAGAAGGGAACCAAGAACAUGCUGCUGGUGUGGAGAUUUCUGCUACUAUUGCAGAAGAAAUCGCAGCUACUGGUGUAGAUAAAGCUGCUGCUAUAGCAGCAGGAAAUGGUGAAAAAUCUGCUGCACUUGCAGCCGAGACUGUUGUGGCUGGAACUGCUGUUUUAGCAGCGAGUAAUGCUGAAGAGGGAAGGAAAAAAAGAGCUAUAAAGGCUCCUAAUGUUGCUUGGCAGGCCCCUAAACACAAGGGAUCGGGUUCUAUUAAAAGAGCAGAAGUUGAAAAGCAACGAGUUCUAAGGAAUUCUUUUGAAUUGCUUGGGGAAAAUCAGAGAGAGGAAAUAGGUGAAGAGGGGCCCUUUUUUAGUUGUUGA